Molecule: messenger RNA, 915 nt
Organism: Tilletiopsis washingtonensis
Lineage: Eukaryota; Fungi; Basidiomycota; Exobasidiomycetes; Entylomatales
Product: putative CYT1-cytochrome c1, heme protein
Exons: 10
Coding region: 1-915 (304 amino acids)
Biological process (GO): mitochondrial electron transport, ubiquinol to cytochrome c
Molecular function (GO): electron transfer activity; heme binding
Source: RefSeq, a predicted model, not a curated record
AUGCCCUUUCUGCACCCGCAGGCCCGCAACGCCAGCACGGCUGCCCCGCAGCAGGCCAGCCCGUUCCUUGCCUCGCGCCUUGCGGCGUACGGCGCCACGGGCCUGUCGGUCGGCACGCUUGCUUGGUACACGCACGUCUUUGGCGGCGGCCUGCCCGGCCUCAGCAGCGUGAGCGCCAACAUGAUCGACAACGGCCUGCACCCGCCAGCCUACCCGUGGAGCCACGCCGGCGUGUUCGAGACGUUUGACCACGCCAGCAUCCGCCGCGGCUACCAGGUGUACCGCGAGGUGUGCGCUGCGUGCCACUCGCUUGACCGCAUCGCCUGGCGCAACCUUGUCGGUGUCUCGCACACUGUCGACGAGGUGAAGGCCAUGGCCGAGGAGGUCGAGUACGAGGGCGAGCCCAACGACGAGGGCGAGGUUGGCAUGCGCCCUGGCAAGCUUGCCGACCCCAUGCCCGCGCCUUACCCCAACGAGGAGGCUGCUCGCGCCGGCAACAACGGCGGUCUGCCCCCGGACCUGAGCCUGAUCACCAAGGCCCGCCACGGUGGCGCUGACUACAUCUUCGCUCUGCUGACCGGCUACGUGGACCCGCCGGCGGGCUUCGAGGUGCCGGACGGCCUGAACUUCAACCCCUACUUCCCGGGCACCAAGAUUGCCAUGGCCCGUGUGCUCUACGACGGCCUGGUCGAGUACGAGGACGGCACGCCGGCCACCACGACGCAGAUGGCGAAGGACGUCGUCACGUUCCUCAACUGGUCGUCCGAGCCGGAGCACGACGAGCGGAAGCGGAUGGGCGCCCAGGCCACGGUCAUUCUCACUUCCCUCUUUGCGCUGUCGAUCUGGGUCAAGCGCUUCAAGUGGGCAGGUGUCAAGAACCGGAAGAUCCUCUACACGCCGCCUCCGUCGCACUAA